CAAUAAGAAACCCCUCAGUUUCUUAUACUCCAAGUCUCAGACUUCAUAAAGCUUCAGCGCCUUUCAGUUCUCUCUAUUACUUGAAUUUUUCAUCCAUCUUUCGGGCGAUCUCUUCUCCUUCAUUUUCAGUUUUGUUUGUUGAAUUCCAAUAUAAGUAUGGCAGUCACAGAACUUCCUUCAAAAGGUGGGUUUAGUUUUGAUUUAUGUAGGAGGAAUGAUAUGCUUUCGAAGAAAGGCACUAAGCCUCCAUCUUAUCGCAAGACUGGGACAACAAUUGUUGGUCUAAUCUUUCAGGAUGGAGUCAUCCUUGGAGCAGACACCAGAGCAACUGCUGGGUUCAUUGUUUGUGAUAAAAAUUGUGAGAAGAUCCAUUAUAUGGCACCUAAUAUUUACUGUUGUGGAGCUGGAACUGCUGCUGAUACAGAGGCUGUAACAGACAUGGUUAGUUCGCAGCUGCAGCUGCAUCGAUAUCAUACUGCUCGUGAAUCAAGGGUUGUGACAGCUCUUACUCUUUUGAAGUCUUAUCUUUUCAAAUACCAAGGUCAUGUACAAGCUGCUUUGGUGCUCGGGGGAGUUGAUGUCACUGGGCCACAUCUACACAUUAUCUAUCCUCAUGGAUCUACAGACACACUUCCAUUUGCUACAAUGGGCUCUGGUUCACUUGCUGCAAUGGCUGUUUUUGAGUCAAAGUAUCGCGAAGGGCUGACUAAGGAAGAAGGAAUAAGUUUGGUGUCUGAGGCUAUCUGCUCUGGCAUAUUUAACGAUUUGGGAAGUGGAAGCAAUGUUGACAUUUGUGUGAUAACAAAGGGGCACAAAGAGUAUUUGAGAAACCAUCAGUUGCCCAAUCCUCGCUCCUAUGUCAGUUCAAAAGGAUAUUCUUUUCCUAAGAAGACUGAGGUUCUUUUGACAAAGAUUACACCAUUGAAAGAAAAGGUGGAGGUGAUUGAAGUAGGAGAUGCAAUGGAAGAAUAAGGUUGAACUGCAUUCUGUGACUGAUUUUGCUUUUGUUACACUUCCGGGUUGUUUAUGUUUUAUCAUGCAUUUUAAUUUAAGUGCAAGCCAGGGAGAAACAUUACAGAUUUCAAUUGUCAAACUGUGAUAAGAUGUUCGUUUUCAUGAUUUCAUAGUAUGCACGGAUUAAUUGAGCUAGUACAGCCGUUCUGUCUGUUAAUUUUGUGGUCAUGCAUUUUAAUGAUUGUAAAUGUAUAGACAUAAAAGGAAUUGACCUGGAAAUUACAUAUUAUUAUUCUUAUC
Molecule: messenger RNA, 1254 nt
Organism: Pistacia vera
Lineage: Eukaryota; Viridiplantae; Streptophyta; Magnoliopsida; Sapindales; Anacardiaceae
Product: proteasome subunit beta type-7-B-like
Exons: 9
Coding region: 157-972 (271 amino acids)
Cellular component (GO): proteasome core complex
Molecular function (GO): threonine-type endopeptidase activity
Source: RefSeq, a predicted model, not a curated record